Molecule: messenger RNA, 1191 nt
Organism: Aedes albopictus (Asian tiger mosquito)
Lineage: Eukaryota; Metazoa; Arthropoda; Insecta; Diptera; Culicidae
Product: mitochondrial potassium channel
Exons: 2
Coding region: 184-1164 (326 amino acids)
Source: RefSeq, a predicted model, not a curated record
UAACGUUUCCAAAACUGCAGCGGACUGUACGACGAUUUCCUGAUUUCUCAGUGAUUUUGGUUCAAGUUUUGUUAUUAAAUUUAUUAGUUUUACGACGUUGCAUUUAAUCGGUUUGUAUUGAAAUGCAUUUGUUAUCAUUACUAUAAUCCUUCCCUCUUGGGAACAAUUAGCUAGUAACCCAAAAUGCUCGCCAAAAAGUUAAUGUGUGCACCCGGCUGGAGGACCUUCCACGGAAGCAGCAGUUACAUCAUUCGCAUCCGUGAUUACUCAUCUCAAAAACAAAGCGAUUCCGCUCAGCCGGAUUCGUCUCCACAGUCUGCCUCAGGUCAGUUCGAGUACAUAACCCUCCAGGAGCCGGAAUCCAGUCGCCAUCAGGCACGGCAAUCGGCCAGUUCCGGCAGCAAUGUGGCCAUCCGGCGAAUCAGUUUGCUGGAUCUGGCCAAAAGUAAACUUUACGAGGCUCAGUCGUUCUACAACGAAUUCAGCGGAAUGAGCGAAGUGAUUGCCGCCCAGAGCAAGGUGAUCGAAAUUCAGAACCAACUGCAGCUAGUGCAGGAACGUCGACGGCAUAUCCUGCUGGAGUUGACACUGAUCCGGAAGCAGCUGCAGGAUAUCCAUGUGGAGUUGCAGAAGGCCGUGCGCGGUGAGCAUCGGUACGUGGAACUGAUCAAGGAGGAGUUCGAUGUGAUGGCGCGGGAGAAGGAAAAGAAUCAGAUAUUCCAAAUCGUAGACCAGGAAGAGCGCGAGCUGUUUUCGCAUCUGACUGCGUCCGUUAAGACAUCGCACGAAAAGGAGCGAACGCAGGCCAACAACGUCAAAUACUGGUCCAUUAUUGGGUCCUGCGUGGGUGCCCUGCUGGGAAUCAUUGCCACUUCCAUCAACUAUUACUACAGGAAUACGCAGUUCGAGGCAAUCAAGAAGACCACCAGCGACGGAGUGGGACGGUUGACGGUGGUGGAUGAGAAAAUCAACGGUCUGGGAGAUCUGCUGAGGUACAUAGUGGAAUAUGUAGCGAUGAGAAAGCUGGAAGAUGAACGAGAACGCUUGAGGGCCAUCAAGGAGGCCGAGGAGCGGAAGCUAAGAGCAGCCGAGGGCUGGGGUAGUUAUCUGAAAAGGAACACAGCGCGGGUCUACAGGUAUUUUGUACCGCUGAGUAAUAAAUAGGAACAAUGAUUUAUUAUGCACAAUGUG